Molecule: messenger RNA, 528 nt
Organism: Mycena indigotica
Lineage: Eukaryota; Fungi; Basidiomycota; Agaricomycetes; Agaricales; Mycenaceae
Product: RNA binding protein
Exons: 3
Coding region: 10-528 (172 amino acids)
Biological process (GO): exon-exon junction complex disassembly
Cellular component (GO): exon-exon junction complex; cytoplasm
Molecular function (GO): RNA binding
Source: RefSeq, a predicted model, not a curated record
ACGCCCACAAUGCCGCCAACGCUACCACCCGUGAACCCGAACCAGACUGCUGCGGGCAUCGCGGUCGAUCCACAGACCCUCGAGCGCGUCAUCCCCGAAUCUAAACGUCCCGAUGGCUCAGUCCGCAAACAAAUCAAGAUACGGCCGGGGUUCACGCCGCAGGAAGACGUACGCCGCUUUCGGGGCACAAAACAAACGCAACACGACGCGAACCAGUUGCCUAAGGGUCAUAUCAUUGGCUGGGCCCCGCCACCCUCAUCAGACAAAGCGGGCUCGGAUAGCGCAAAGCCGAUGAGCAAGAGUGCAAAGAAAAACGCGAAACGGAGGGAAAACAAGAAGAAAGACGCGGAGGUGGCGGAUAAUUGGGACGAUGAUGAUGAUGAUACCCCGGAUGCGACAUCCAAAGCUUCAACAGCGAAAUCGAAUUCUAGUCCCGGUGUUGCUCAUACCCCAGAGAAACCGAAUUGGGCCGCCGCGCCAGAGCCGGACGAGUUGAGCGCUGAGAUCGACAAGCUCAAAGUCAAGUAG